Messenger RNA from Cinclus cinclus, 2086 nucleotides. RefSeq names its product CXADR like membrane protein (gene CLMP). Gene Ontology annotation, cellular component: cytoplasmic microtubule; membrane; cell surface. The record is from RefSeq and is a predicted model, not a curated record. Lineage: Eukaryota; Metazoa; Chordata; Aves; Passeriformes; Cinclidae.
UGAGGAUGGGCUGUAAAGGUCUCUCUGUGUGCCUUAAGAUGCUCUUUGGGAGGGAGUUAAAACCUGCACCCUGUAGCCACCAAUUUCUGCUUGAUUGAGCUUUGCCCUCCUCAGUCAAGCACAACUACGACGUGAAAUUAAAUCCAUUUUUAGGGGAGCUCUUUCUCUCCUAAAAAUGCAAAAAAGGCAACCACUCAGCAGGCAGACCAAGUGUUCCAGCAAGGCUGAAAUCUCCAAUUUCCAGUGCAGAAAAGACCCCAAAGCCAAUGCAUGCAGGGAAGUGUGUUUGUCCUCCUGAGGAGCUUUUUGCAAGAGUCUCCCUCCAACCCCUGAGCGACAAAUCUGAUUUUUUUUUUUCCAUGCUGGAUUUUUUUUUUUUUUUGGCUGCCUCCAAAGUUAACUGUUUUGCCACUGGAGAAAUCCUCUUCUUUCUCUUUUAAAUAUCUGUAUUCUUGCUGGAAAUCAUCUCUACCUCACCCACAUGACUGGUCUUCACUAUUAAUCCCAGCUGAUGGCAGGGAGGGGCUCUAGUGGGAGGCAGCCAUGUGGUGAACAUUGAGCUCAGUGUUUUCCCCCUGCUUCUCUCCUCUCCAGACAGGCAGAAUUGUUCUGUGCUGCCGUGGAUGUGAAGUCCUUGCCGUGCUGCCUCUGCUUCUUCUCCCCCAGAAACUCCCAGGGCCCUGAAUUUGCAGCCUCAGAGAUUCCCCCCCCUCCAAAAAAAAAAAAAAAAAAAAGCUUUGCUGGAUCUGGAUGGAAGAUGGACCAGCGGGUGAAUAGCAGGAGGGAAGAAAGAGUGAAGUUGGUUAUUUUUGUGGCACAUGGAUGCAAUUACACUCGGUGCAUUCCAGAGGCGUUCCUUUGAAUCCUGUGCAGGUCUGUCUGCCGUCCUUGGGAGAGAGGAAGAAAAAGGGAGGAAAAGUCCCCGUGCUGGGAGACGGAAUGUCUGCACUUCCAAUCCUCUUGUUAGCUUGCUGUUCUGUUUGGCUCUGCGAGGCUCAGACUGAAUUCAAGAGAGUGGCUGAGGAAAACGUGACCCUGCCCUGCCACCACCGCCUGGGGCUGCUGGAGCAGGGCAGCCUGGACAUCGAGUGGCUGCUGCACAUCUCCGAGACCGUGCAGAAAGCGGUGAUCACCUACUCUGGAGGCCGUGUUUAUGAUGACCUGAACGAGGAGCAGAAGGGCCGUGUCUCCUUCACCUCCAACUUCCUUGCUGGAGAUGCAUCCUUACAAAUCAUCUCCCUGCAGUCCAGCGAUGCAGGGAAAUACAUCUGCAAGGUCAAGAACGCUGGGCAGUACGAGUGGGCUCGCAUCACCCUCAAGGUCGUAGAGAAACCCUCCAAGCCCAAGUGCUGGCUGGAGGGGGAGAUGCUGGAAGGGAAGGAGCUGUCCCUGCAGUGCCGCUCCGCCUCGGGCACUGCCCCCAUCUCCUACCGCUGGCAGCGCUUCAGCGAGGAGGACGAGAGAGCCGAGCACCUCCCGCCCGGCUCCAGAGUCAACAUCUCGAACCCCGGGCAGGUGCUGCUGAAGAACCUCACGCACACGAGCACGGGGCUGUACCAGUGCGUGGCCACCAACGAGGCGGGGCAGGAGAGCUGCUCGGUGCAGGUGACAGUGCAGCAUGCACAAAAUAUCGGCAUGAUCGCCGGGGCAGUGUGUGGAGUGGUGGUGGGGCUCUCCCUCCUUUUCCUGGUGGUGAGGCUGACAAUAAGGAGGAAAGAAAAGAAGAGAUACGAGGAAGAGGAGGCGCCGAAUGAAAUCAGGGAAGACGCAGAGGCACCCAAGGCGCACCUCGUCAAACCCAGCUCCUCAUCCUCCGGCUCCAGGAGCUCCCGCUCGGGUUCCUCCUCCACCAGAUCCACAGCCAACAGUGCCUCCCGCAGCCAGCGGACUUUGUCCACCGAAGCCACUCCUCACCUGACCCCUCCCCAGUACAACCAGCGGCAGCUGGACAGGAAAGAAGCGGAGCCGAAGAGAGUGGAUCCCAGCAGCGCGGGGAGGAUGGGAGCGGGGAUGGUGCCCGCGCAGAGCCGCGCGUUCCAGACCGUGUGAGCAUCCCCGGAGCGGCUCCUGCCCCGAGCAGCACUGC